AAAGUCUUUCCUCCCCCACAGAAAAGUAUUGUUUCACCUGAUAGCUUUGGUGAUAAAGGAAUGAGGGAGCUGCAAUAGCUCAGAGUUAGAGGAAAAGUUAACAGUUGUUCUGCUUCAGUUUUAGAACUGCAGGCAAUUGGCAGCACAGCUCUCUCUCUCUCUCUCUCUCUCUCUCUCUCUCUCUCUCUCUCUCUCUCUCUCUCAACAGACUGAAAAGGGCUACUGGCUAAGGAAAAACAACAACAGUAGUUUGACUUAGUUUCUGAAAAAUUAAAGGCUGUUCAGGGUGGAAAGACUUUCAUGCUGGCAUUUUGAAUUACUUUUUGAAAGCAGCUCUUCUGCACUGAGACAACUUUAUGAGACAGGAGGUAGGGGCACGACGAGUUUUUAAGAAGCACCUUGUGUUUUAUUUUAUUUUUAUUUUAAUGAGGGUACAGGGCAUGACAAGGGAACUCAAGGGAAGCUUUUGAAGAGCAGCAGCCGCAGCAGCAGCAAACAAGAUGGGUCUGUUAAGUGUGGACCUGUUGAUCACGCUUCAGAUACUGCCGGUUUUUUUCUCCAACUGCCUCUUCCUUGCACUCUAUGACUCGGUGGUCCUCCUGAAGCACAUGGUGCUUCUCCUAAGCCGCUCCAAGACUGCACGUGGCGAGUGGCGGAGGAUGCUCACAUCAGAGGGGCUGCGCUGCGUCUGGAACAGCUUCCUCCUAGACGCCUACAAGCAGGUGAAACUGGGCGGAGAAGCUCCUAACUCCAGUGUGAUCCACAUACCUAAUGGCACUGGUGACAGCAACAGCAGAUGGAAGGGCUCCAGUGGAAGAUAUGGUACCGAGUGCCACCUCCUAGAUUUUGCCAAAUCAGAGCGCCCGCUGGUGGUCAACUUUGGCUCAGCCACCUGACCACCCUUCACAAACCAGCUGUCAGCCUUUGGCAAGCUGGUGGAAGAGUUCUCUGGUGUGGCUGACUUUCUGUUAGUCUACAUUGAUGAGGCUCACCCAUCGGAUGGCUGGGCUGCUCCUGGUAUCUCAUCUUCUUUUGACGUGAAGAAACAUAGGAACCAAGAAGACAGAUGUGCAGCAGCUCGCCAGCUUCUGAAGCAGUUUUCCUUGCCACCUCAAUGCCAGAUAGUAGCUGACUGCAUGGAUAAUAAUGCCAACGUGGCCUAUGGAGUCUCUUUUGAGCGUGUGUGCAUUGUACAAAGACAAAAAAUUGCCUACCUAGGGGGCAAGGGUCCCUUUUUCUACAACCUUCAGGAAGUUCGACUUUGGUUGGAGCAGAACUUCAGGAAGAGAUGA
Varanus komodoensis (Komodo dragon) is the source of this 1292-nucleotide messenger RNA. RefSeq names its product iodothyronine deiodinase 2 (gene DIO2). The record is from RefSeq and is a predicted model, not a curated record. Gene Ontology annotation, molecular function: thyroxine 5'-deiodinase activity. Lineage: Eukaryota; Metazoa; Chordata; Lepidosauria; Squamata; Varanidae. The transcript is spliced from 2 exons.